Xyrichtys novacula (pearly razorfish) is the source of this 4124-nucleotide messenger RNA. NCBI's taxonomy places the organism in Eukaryota, Metazoa, Chordata, Actinopteri, Labriformes, Labridae. The record is from the annotation of a GenBank genome assembly.
UCGAAAAAAGGUGCUUUCAAAGACUUGUACUGAAACAAAAAAGGGCUCAAAAGUUGUUUUUCAAGGAUUGAUCACAAACAAACAAAAAGGUUUAAAAGGUGCUUUCAAAGAUUUAAUUUUAAACAUUUUUUUAAGGUGUUUUCAAAGGCUUAGUCUCGAACCAAAAAAGCUUCAAAAAGGUGCUUUCAAAUACUUUACCUCAAACCCCAAAAAAAUUUUAAAAGGUCUUCCAAGGCCUUGAUCUUAAACCCAAAACACAAGGUCUAAAAGGUGCUUAAAAAACUGUUUCUUAAACAAGCAAAGACGGUAUGUUCAAAGUCUGCUCUCAAAAGGUCUGUCAAAGCAACUUCAGCAAAAUCACUAUCAACCAAAACUAAGUUUCAAAACCACCAACAUCGCAACAACCGCCAAAGUGCUUCCAAAGGAUCCAACGGAAACAAUGACAAGACAGCAACGUUUGCACAUUGUUUCAAUCAGAUGUAACUGUCAACACUAAACAGAACGAGGACAAUAAACAAACGAUGUAGAUCCUCCAACUGUUUUUGUUAAAACUGUAGUUUUUCUUAUUUUUAUUUAUUCUUUGUAUUUUUGUGAACCUUUUGAAUCUCUGAAUUGGAAUCCUUGAACUGUGCUUGUCAUGAUCUGCAUGUGUUGUACAAUUUUUUUGUUUUUUUUGUUUUUAGCUUAUUUUAUUUGCUGUAUGUUUGGCCAUGUUUCUUUGGGUGCACUUGUACGUCUGCUUUCCUCCGAACAUAAGCAGGUCUGACGAGGUGACCACUCUUUUCCUGGGGGAACUGUUGCUGCAGAAACUCAAAGUGCCGCCUUCCUGUUCCGUCUGGGAAAUCCAAGGGUGGUUAUCUUGUUGAAGGUAAGAUGAACUUUUUGACGUUAUGUUUUCACCAAAGUAACCACAAGAAAGCAUGUUAGAAACCAGGUCCUGCAUUCCGAUAACUUCAUCCAUGUUCAGUUUCAAACAGAUUUUCUAAUGCUGCACCUCACCUUCACUGUUUUUAAGUCGAGUAUCUUACACAUUUGUAUGUGUGUCUCUCUCCUUUUCCCCAACCAUCACAGAAGUGAGCAUCUUCAGUGUUGAACCUGGCAACCACCAACGUCUUCAGGAAGGAUCUAGAUCACCGCUAAAGAGAUGGAGUCAGGCAUCCUUGUGCUGCAGGUAAGAUGAGACAGGGAACACCACUUAACACACUCUCCUAUUGUCACCCAAAAGUCUGAAUGCUUCAACUCCAGAAACAACUUUUCUCUGAUCAUUAAUCGUUUUCACAAAGGCGCAAGGUGACGUGGGUGUGCUUCAGCUGUUUUCCCAAAGUUAAGGCCCACUUGAGCUCGAUCUUUGCCUGUUUUUAUGUUGAUAACAUGUAAGGCCGGGUCAGUGUUCCCAAAGAUGCAACAACACAAGGUUCAACGAUCAAAAACACAACAAUCAAACCAAAAGCAAGGUUUAAAAAGUGUUUUCAGCCACACAACCACAAACCAACAAGGUUCACAACGAUGCUUUCAAAAGACAUUAUCAAAACAGACAACAUGGUUCAUGAGGUUCUUUCAGGGACAUGAUGGUAACACAAACGAGGUUUAAAUGGUGCUUUCAAUGACAAAAGGGCAAAUCAACAAGGUUUAAAUGGUGCCCACAGGGACACAAUGGUAAUACAAGGUUUAGAUGGUGCUUUCAAUGACAAAAGGGAAAACCACCAACAAGGUACAAAAGGUGGUUUUAACUCAAAAGCUUAACAACAAUAACAGUCAAAAAAAUCAAGAAAUGCUAAAAACACUAAAUAAAAACCAAACCAAAAAAGAAAAUUCACAACCAACCAGAGAAUGGUUCAGCAUCAUUCAAAGUUAAAAAGGGUUUUAAGACUUUAAAAAGGUUAUUUCUGUUUUCAUGAAACUUGGUUGACACAAAAAACUGCAAAAAUGUCAGUUGCAAGUUUUACCAAAUACUUGCUGAGCCCACCAGUAAAAAAACAAAAAACAAAAUCCAAAACGCAAAAAGCAAAACAACAACUCUUAAGGAAACAACAAAUCAGCAGAGUUCACUCAGUUCUGCAAAAGGAAACCACCUCAACAAGGACAACCUCAACAUCAACUACAACUUCAGGCCUCACCGUCUCCUACAGCUUCAACUAACAUGAGGGGGACAAUGAACUGUUACCAUAAAAUGUCUUUGUUUUUUUGAGGGGUUUUUAUUUUUGUUUGUUUCUCUCUUUUUGACCCUCCAGUCUCUGUAAAAAUAUAAAAUGUUUUCUUGUUUGUUUGUUUGUGGGGUUUUCUUUUUUUGUUGUUGUUUUGUUUCUUUUUGACCCUCCAGUCUCUGUGAAAAUCUGAGAUCUACUUGUGUUUUUUUGUGUCCUGUUAUUCUGUACGAGGUUUUUCUGCCUCCCUUUUGGCUGCACAUGUAUGUCUCUGCUUUUCCCCUAAACAUGACGGAGGUGUUGAGCUGUGGCGUUGGAUGUGCUGACCACCACCAGGUUCUGGGAGGAUCUGAUGCUGCCCCACUUAGAUGAGCUGCUCCUCCAUCCAGACCGGGAAGUUUUUAAGAGUCGCCGUCAAGCUGAAGGUUUCUGAAGUUCUCUUUUUAUGAUUUUGAGAAAGUUCUUGUAGUUGUUUUCACUGAGGUCCAAAAACUCCAGCUUUGUAGACGCCCAAGAGAAACUUGAUUUUAAAUCUGUCUGUUGAAUCUUUUAAGUCUGUUUCCAAUGUAGUGACCCAUCUUUCUGCUUCUCCAAAAUCUAUCUUGUGUUAUUACAGAGUCUACAUCCAAGAAGACCCUGGCAGACCCCAUCACCUGCUGGACUCUGAGCCCCUGCAUACUGGGUUACAGGUGAGCAUGGAGUACAGAUUCCACCACCUACAAAAGAAACCUGGUACAGCAGUUUUAUCUGAUGCAUCCAGAUUUCCUAACCUUUGCCAAUUUUAAUCUCUCCCAAACACCAGUGCUUUGCCCUCUUUGAGGGACGGAUCUUCUUCAUUCUGGACCCCUUAACUGAAGUCUGCACCAGCACAGAAACCUGCCUCUUGACACCAUUGGACUCUACCAGAUGCAGUGGGCACCAUCCCAGAGAAUACGGUACAUAAAACAGAGAUAAUGAGUCAAAGUUUAAUGGUGAUAAAUUGAUGUAAACAGUCCACUAACUGGAUCUGAUCCCUGUCUGUUUGCCUUCUGUAGUCACCACCCUGCAGCUGGACUUCCUGUCUCACUGUGAGCCCGUAGACCUUCAACUUCGUCCAGAAAACCCUUACUCAGGACAUGGUGAGUGCGCCUCUCUCUUUCAGGCUCUACUUUGAGGAGCACACAUGAGCAGGUUUCUUAAAUCCUUCUAACAGAUGAGUCCAUUAAGAUGAUGAUAGUUGGAUGUUUUUACUCGAUGGGAACAGAUAAACCCCCACAACCCAUGAAGAGUGCAAGCUUUGCUUUGUCACUGUCACUUUAUAGAUCUCCUCCACCUUUAUAUCGCUGACAUUAUCGGUAUAAUUGACAUUAUAGGAUUAUUACUGAGACCUUUUCUGACUGAUAGAAAGCUAAAUGAAAAUGAGACAGAAUAUUCACUCAUGACAGUUUUCUUCAUUUACAGGAGGAUACUCGAGUCUCGACUGAGGACCCAGUGAUGAAGAUGGAUGACCUGUCUGUGACACAAGGGUCAUAGAGGAUAGUUCUUUACUGAUGAAUCUGUUAUAAUUAUUCAUCUGUUUGACCGGAUGAUGUGUUGUUAAAACUUGCUAACAUUUGAGUUUCUUUGGUGCAAACCUGUAAGAUCUACAGCUCGUCGAGUCUUCUUACAAUUGUAACCAGGUGGUUUUUGUGUUGUACUGAAUUUGAUUUCUCAUUAUAUUUGUAAAACUAAAUGUUUUAUCUGAGCUUCAUUUAUGGCUUAAACUUUGUUAAAUGGAGGCUGAAACUGUGACAGCAUGUAGAGAGCUUUUUAUCCACUGGGGUUUUUUUUCCUUCAAUAUUUUUCCCCAGCUGAUUUUUCAUCUCUACCUCCACCAAACUCACUCUGUACACAAAGCUUGUCUUAAAUGUCAUCUUUUUGGAUGCACAUAUUCUAUUUUGCUCAUAUUGCUUUGUCUUUAUUUUGUUCAUUUUUCUGUCAUGCUUUAUUCCUCUCUCUGCU